GUUUUUGCAUGAGGACAUGGCAAGGGGGAAGCUUAUAUUAAUCUGUCAGUCAGGUGGUGAGUUUGUGUCAAACAAUGAUGGUUCCUUGCAAUACACUGGUGGAGAGGCACAUGCAGUUGAUGUCCACCACAGUACCAGCUUCGAUGAUCUCAAGUUAGAGUUAGCUGAGAUGUGGAACUUUGACAUCAAAACUAUGUCCAUAAAGUACUUUCUCCCAAGCAACAAACGCACCCUUAUCACUUUGUCUAAUGGCAAAGACCUAAAAAGAAUGAUUGAUUUCCAUGGCAACUCUGUAACAGCAGAUGUUUUUAUUUCUGGAAAAGAAUGUGUUUCACAUGAUGUAUUGAACAUGCAUGGCAGCAGGGGAAACAGGAUAAUGGUAGCUGCCUCCACUCCUGCUGCUGCUACACUAGUUGAUGUUGCCCCUGUUAUGAAUGCCACAAAUGGUCCCCCAGUUGAUGCUAGAGGCACCCUUGCAAUUGCUUCUGCUGCUACCCCAGUCACUGAUGCUGCCCCUUCUCUCAAUGCCCCCACUAUUGCUGCUUCUCUCAUCGUUACAGCAACUGAUGCUACAUUAUUCCCUACUCCCACUGCAGCCUCUAACCCUGUACCUGAUUGCACUACUGGCGGAAGCCUUGAUGUUGCUACUGAUGCAGCUAUCCCCAGCUCCAUUGGAAUCUAUUCUAUCCCAACCAUUCCUGCUGCUGCUACCACUUCCAAUAAUGUGCAGCAGCAAAAACACACUGCAUCCUGGACAUUUGGUAUCAAUGGUCCCAUUAUUGUUGCUGUUGCUGAUAACGUUAAGCAGGAAAGGGGCAUUGCAUCCCAGGAAAAAGAUACCAGAAAUCCCGCUAGUGUUGAUGCUAUUGUUGCUGUUGCUGAAACCUCAACAAGUGUCUUCAAUAAUCCCAGUAAUGAUGUUGUUGCUGAUGAUACUUGGCUGAAAAAAACUAUUGCAUCAUGGAAAAAGGGUAUCAAGGGAGAGGGCCAGCAAUUCAAGAGUGUCCAUGAAUUUCGUGAUGUGCUGCGGAAAUAUUCCCUUGCACAUCACUUUGCAUAUCAAAUGAAAAAGAAUGACACUGACCGUGCAACUGCCAUAUGUAGGGCUGAAGGCUGUUCUUGGCGGAUAAAUGCAUCAUGGAUGCCAAGUAAAGGAUCCUUUAUGAUAAAGAAGAUGAACAAGUCGCAUACAUGUGAAGGAAUUGUUACUAAAUCUUCUCAAUCAACAAAGAAUUGGUUGUCAAGUGUAAUAAAGGAUAGGUUGCGUGACACCCCAUAUUACAAGCCCAGGCUGAUUGCAAGUGACAUCUGUCGAGAGUUUGGGAUUGAAUUACACUAUUCGCAGGUAUGGCGUGGAAUGGAGAGUGCCAGAAUGGAACUUCAGGGUUCACCCAAGGAGGCAUAUAAACAGUUGCCUCUUUUUUGUGAGAAGUUGGUGGAGACUAAUCCAGGCAGUUUUGCAAGUCUUAGCACUAAGGAUGACUUAAGCUUCCAAUGUCUUUUUAUCUCCUAUUAUGCUUCACUCUAUGGCUUCCAGAAUGGUUGUCGCCCACUCAUUUUCCUUGAUUCUACCUCUCUAAAAUCAAAAUACCAGGAGAUACUAUUGGUUGCAACUGCAGUGGAUGGGAAUGAUGGAGCAUUUCCAGUUGCUUUUGCUGUAGUAGAUGUGGACAAUGAUGAUAGUUGGCACUGGUUUUUGGAGCAACUGAAGCCUGUUGUUUUAACAUCUAGAACCAUUACCUUUGUUUCAGACCGAGAGAAGGGACUGAAGAAAUCUGUGCAUGAAGUUUUUGAGAAGUCCCACCAUGGGUACUGUAUCCAUCACCUCAUGAAGAAAUUCAAGAAAAACUUGAAGGGUCCAUAUCAUGGGGAUGGGAGAUGUUCUUUGGCUGGAAAUCUUUUGGCUGCUGCUCAUGCAUCCAGACUCGAUGGGUUCAGAAUUUGCACUCAGAAAAUAAAAAGUGUCUCUUCAGAAGCUUAUAAUUGGGUCAUGCAGAGUGAACCCGAAUAUUGGGCAAAUUCGCAAUUUAAGGGUGAACGGUACAACCAAAUCAAACUAGACAUGGUAGAGUUGCUCAAUAACUGGAUAAAGGAGGUGCGUGAGUUAUCAAUAAUACAAAAGAUUGACACCAUAAGCUGUAAAAUGAUGGAGUUGAUCUCUACACGUCGAGUGGAAUCAAGUAACUGGCAUACAAAGCUGACUCCAUCAAAAGAGGAGAGACUGCAAGAAGAGAAAAUAAAAGCACAUGCCCUUAAAGUGUUAUUUUCUUCUGAUAGCAUGUUUGAAGUUCAUGACGAUUCUAUUCAUGUUGUUAACCUUGACCAAUGCGAUUGUAGUUGCCAGGGGUGGAAAAGUGUUGGAUUGCCUUGUUGCCAUGCUAUUGCUGUUUUUAACUGCACUGGCAGGAGUCCCUGUGAUUACUGUUCAAGAUUCUUCAUGACUGAGGCUUUUGUCUUAACGUAUUCGGAGUCAAUAAACCCACUGCCAGAUAUUGGCAAGCCUGUGAGCAGAGAGUCCUCAGAUGCAGGUCAAGUAAAUCCUCCUCACAUCCAUCGUCCCCCAACCCUACCUAAAAAGAGGAAACGGACCAAAUCUCAAAAAACGGUGAAAAGGUCACUUCAUUGUAGCAAGUGCAAAGGAGAAGGACACAAUAGAGCUACAUGCAAAGAAACAUAAAAGGUGCAAUACUAUGCCCUCUAUUGUACAUGUAGUUUAGUGUGGUGCAGAAAGACUUUUCACUCUAAAGGUGAUCAUGUAUUAUACAGAGGUUAUCUUUGUUUAGAUUAGUGUAGUAGUUGUUGAACAUGAUAAUUGGUCAUUGACUGACUUAGUCUUGUUUAAAUUUUAUAUCUCAAACCAAUUUGUUACUUUCUUUUUGGUAUUGGGACCAGUUUACCACAUUCACGGGAAUUUUUUCUUGUGGUCCAAGUGUGUGUGUCCCAAAACAUUAUUCUUGAAUAUAUUCACCAUUCCAUUGGAGGUCCA
Molecule: messenger RNA, 2986 nt
Organism: Macadamia integrifolia
Lineage: Eukaryota; Viridiplantae; Streptophyta; Magnoliopsida; Proteales; Proteaceae
Exons: 2
Coding region: 17-2677 (886 amino acids)
Molecular function (GO): protein binding; zinc ion binding
Source: RefSeq, a predicted model, not a curated record